AGCAACACACCCUACACCUGAUUUUGUUACCCAAUCAUACCAAACAAAAUCAGAGAGAGAGACAUGAAGCUUCUUGUAACUAUUUUCUAUGCAAUCAUCUUUUUAUCUUCUCUUUUCUCGUAUUAUCUAUUCAAGAAAGAAAGGAGAAGGCAUAAACAAACAGCUAGGCUUCCUCCCGGUUCAAUGGGGUGGCCUUGCAUUGGAGAGACUCUACAAAUGUACUCACAAGACCCGAGUGUUUUUUUUGCCUCAAAGCAGAAAAGAUAUGGAGAUAUAUUCAAAACUAGAAUACUUGGAUGCCCUUGCGUUAUGCUUGCAAGCCCUGAGGCUGCUCGCUUUGUGCUGGUGACUCAACCUCACUUGUUCAAACCUACGUACCCAAAAAGUAAAGAGAAGUUGAUCGGACCUUCAGCCCUGUUUUUUCACCACGGAAGUUACCAUGCUCGCAUGAGAAAGCUAGUUCAAAGCUCAUUUUCUCCUGAAGCAACCCGCAAGCUGAUUCCUGAUAUUGAAACAAUAGCCAUAUCCAGCCUGGAAUCAUGGGCCAAUGGUCAAGUUAUUAGCACCUUCCUCGAGAUGAAGAAGUACGCUUUUGAGGUAGGCAUUUUGUCUAUCUUUGGUCAGUUGAACAAGACAUAUACAUAUCAGUUGAAGGAGAACUAUAGCAUCCUAGAAAAAGGUUACAAUUGUUUCCCAACAAAGUUGCCAGGAACUGCAUAUCAUAAAGCUUCAAUGGCAAGGAGAAGGCUUAAUCAGAUUCUUGAAGAGAUUGUCCGAGAAAGGAAGGAGAAUAAAUUGGUAGCGGGCAAUCUCUUAGGUCAUCUCCUGAACUUCAGAGACCAAAAGGGAAACACGUUAAGUGACCAACAAAUAGCAGAUAACAUCAUUGGGGUACUGUUUGCAGCUCAAGAUACAACAGCUAGUAUCCUAACAUGGAUACUGAAAUAUCUUAACGAUGAUCCCAAACUUCUAGAUGCUGUUAAGGCAGAGCAGAAGGCAAUUUGCGAAUCUGAAUAUGGAGGGAACCCGACCUUGACUUGGGCAAAGACAAGAAAAAUGCCACUAACAUAUAGGGUAAUACUAGAGAGCCUGAGGAAAGCGAGUAUUAUAUCUUUUACUUUUAGGGAAGCAGCAGUUGAUGUUGAAUACAAGGGAUACCUUAUUCCAAAAGGUUGGAAAGUGAUGCCGUUGUUUAGGAACAUUCACCACAAUCCCGAAUUCUUCACUGAUCCCGGAAACUUUGAUCCGUUCAGAUUUGAGAAUCCUCCAAAACCGAACACAUACAUGCCAUUUGGCAAUGGAAUACAUGCUUGUCCAGGAAAUGAACUUGCGAAGCUUGAGAUGUUUGUGCUACUACACCACAUGCUUAUGAAGUAUAGGUGGGAAUUGGUGGGUUCAGCAAGCUUAAUACAGUAUAGUCCAUUCCCAGUUCCAGAGCAUGGCCUCCGAGUUAGGUUCAAGAAAGAAUUUUGAUGAGAUUCUCCUAGCAAGAAUGCCUCUUUAAUUCAGUUAACAAUUUAGUACAUAAUGCAUGCCCUAUGUUUUUGUCCAGGGUCUAGCUAGCUACCUAAUCCUUUCUGUAAUCAUGUUAAUAUUUGUGUUCAUGAUGUCAAAAGUUCCAUUGUAGUUUAUUACCACUGUGCCUAUAUGUAUGCAACAAUAAAG
Molecule: messenger RNA, 1665 nt
Organism: Cynara cardunculus var. scolymus (artichoke)
Lineage: Eukaryota; Viridiplantae; Streptophyta; Magnoliopsida; Asterales; Asteraceae
Product: abscisic acid 8'-hydroxylase 4-like
Exons: 9
Coding region: 64-1473 (469 amino acids)
Biological process (GO): sterol metabolic process
Molecular function (GO): (+)-abscisic acid 8'-hydroxylase activity; heme binding; iron ion binding
Source: RefSeq, a predicted model, not a curated record